UUUACGGUAUAUUAUGUUAUGUAACAAUCAUUAGAAGUCUUUCUUUGUUCCUGUACUCUAUCAAAUGGCAAAGAGAGUAUAAUGUGUAUGGCAUGACAAGGGUUACACCUUCUUUGGUGUUCACGUAAAGUUGCAGAAUGCAAGUGAUACGGAAUAUUCCGGAAAAGAAAAACUUAGCCUUUGGGCUUUUAGACAUUGGGAUUUGUUUAGCUAUUUUACAGCUGACAAAUGUAAACAACCCAUCCGACAAUGAAUCGUAUAAUGAAGAUAGUUUUAUUGGGGGACCAAUGGUUGGUAUUAUCCCAUAUCAACCACUUCAACAAAGACUUCAUUUCCAAGAUAUGAAAGUGUUGGAUGAUUAUGAAUAUGCGAUGUCAACAUACAGAUCUAUAAUUCGGGAUGUGCAGACGCGAAUACCCACUGCAAGUGUAAGCCAACAGCAAAAUAUUAAUAACGUCACUGCAAUGAUGCUGAGAGUUGGAAGGACCUCAAAUGCAGUUGAACGUAAUUCUGAUACUGAACAUAGAAAUUCUAACGUGUCAAGUUUUCCUGUUCUGGAUGAAAACAGAGAAAGUUCUGGUUUAAACUACACUGUGCCUCGGUUUGAUGUAUUUAAUGAAACUCAACAAGAUGAAAUGGACACAAACAUUGUGGAUAAUGAUGUUUUAACACAGUUGUCACAAAACCUUGAUGAUGUGAGAUGGCGAUGCUACAUCAAUGAUCCAUCUGUUCGAGAAUGUUUAACUCUUCCUAUCAUGCCAAGUUCCAGUGCUCCACUGAAUUGUAAUGAAUCAGCCGAAUAUUAUGAAGGAGUUCAAACUCAUUUAGUAUUAAGUGAAGAAUUUGGUUCGAAUAUUGGAAUCCAAGAAAGUGAAGACUCCGCAUCUGACUUUAAUCCUUCUCCAAUUGUAUCUAACCAAAAUACUGUAAUGGAUACUUACAGCAAAAAUUCACUUGAAUAUGAACCUGAAGCAACAAUGUCUUUUGAUUACAAUAGUCAGAUAGAUGUCACAUAUUUAGAGGAUUCUGACAUGAUGCAAUUGAUGUAUCAACAAGAUGUAGAUCUUGGAUUCAGGUGGCCAUCAAGGGAUCCUGUGAAAAACUUGGACGAAAUCGAUGAAGUUUUAAAUAUGAAAAAAACAACAGAUGUCGGUGAAUUCUUUGUGGAUGGUGAGACAGGGGAACAAAUUCCGAUUUCAAAAGUGCAGAACAAUUCAAAACAACAAGAGCUUAAUGAUAAAGUUGAAACAUCACAAGCGGUGGAACCUUCUACUGAACCUACAUCGAGCUACUUUAGUAUUGAUGAAUAUCUUGAAAUAUUGAAUGAAUCUAUUGAUGAUAUACAACCACAAGUUGUUGAACAAACUAAUUUGAAUCAAAUCUCGGAAGAAUCUAUUAUCAUUGAAGAUUUAACUGAUCUUCUAACAGAUAAUGAAAACGGUAGCACAAUGGAACAAAAUAAUGCACAUUUAUGGCAAGAUAUGUCUGCCAUUCCACAACUACCUGGAAAAAGUUCAGAAGCUGAGGGGCAACUUGGAACAGUGAAUGUUAUAAAUACCAAUGUCAGUCUGACAAAUGCAACUGUGGAAUCGAAUCAAACAAACGAAAAUACUCUUCACCAACAAGGAACAAGAAAUAUAAACUUAGGAUACAAACCAGUUGCCUUUGAAAAUGAGCAACCAUUUGCUACACAACCUUACAAUGUGUACAAAACACCAGCAUUCAAUCCAACGGUUCCCUGUAAACCAUCUUUUUCAUCACCAAGUUACAACACGUCAUUGAAUGGUGAAGAUGGAAUACCUAUGGAUGGUUGCCUCUCACUACCCAUUGUGACAUCACCGCAGGGAUUGUUACACAAUCAAAUAAACAGUUAUCAGGCACCAAUGGAGACGGGAGAUUCCCCACCAUAUGAUGAAGUCAGCCCAGUGUUAAGUUUCCAUGGAGAACCAGGUUCUAUGUUCUUUGAUGAAGCAAAUGUGAAUGAGAUGCUUGAUGACAUCAUCAAUAUGAACUCAAUGAACCAAGUUUAUAAUAAUAGCACGGAAAGUGCUUAUUUGAACAUGAACCCUGCUGUGUUUGUUCCACCACCAUUGCAAGCCAAUCCACCUCAGAUCUCAUUCAAUGAUACAAAAUCACUCGAUGGCAGCACAAGCGACCAACUAAAGAUUUCUGAAACUUGUGAUUCAGAUUCUGGUGUUUCCAUGAGUCCACAUUCUUUUUACAUGGGACAUCAAAGAAUGGAAAGAGAUAGCAUUGAUAAUGUGCCUUCCAUAAAAUUAGAAACAUCUUUACACGAAACAUCGUUUGCAACAAACGCAUUGAAAGUGAUCAACCAUAACCACACCUAUGAUGGCACUGUUGGAAAACCAAGAAUCAUAAAAAAAAAACCUGACAAAUCUGCUUCUCAUAUUCGUGAAUCUCGUGACGAGCGCAAAGCUCGUGAGUUAAACAUCCCAUUUACUCUGGAUGAGAUCAUCAUGUCACCAGUGGAAGAGUAUAAUGAAAUGCUUGCUCGAACUCCUCUUACAACUGCUCAACAAACAUUAAUCAAAGACAUUCGAAGAAGGGGGAAAAAUAAGGUAGCAGCACAGAACUGCAGAAAAAGGAAGAUAGAAACCAUUACUACAAUGGAAGAAGAUGUGGAUGUUCUUCGUGGAAGGAAAAAUGAUCUUGAGAUGGAACAAGAUGAACUGGAAGCAAGAAAACAAAACCUGAAGUCACAAUACAAUGCGCUAUACCAGCAGAUAUUUCGUUCACUUCGUGAUGAAUCCGGUCGACCAUACGACCCAUCACUCUACACACUUGAGCAGGUAGAGGGCGCUGUUUUGCUUGUUCCACGAAAUCUUCGUAAUCGUGAUCACAACAACUCUGAUCAUGAGGAUCAUGUGGAUUUCACAAGGGUAAAGAUGGAAAAAAGAGAUUAGGGUUUUAAAGGUUGUUUUGUUGAAUUGAAUGCUGCCAUUCAAAAAUUUGCAGCUAAAGGCCAAACAAUACUAAACUUGUCAACUGUAAAAUAUUUUUGCAACAACAACUUUCUUGUUGUAUCGUUUAUUUGACUAUUUUUUGAUUCGGUAAUAUUGUUUAAGGAGAGUUGUGUUUAGUUUAAUCCAGUAAAAUUAGUAUUUUGUUGGUUUCGACAAUCAGCCAUGUAUAUAACUUUUGAUAACCUUGAUAUGUUUUAUAAAUUCCAAAUGGCUGCCUUUUUCAUUAUUGCAAAGGAUUUAUAAUUGAUCUAUUUUCGAUAUUAUUAAACUUUAACAUUAGUUUAAAGUUUAGCUUGAUUUUUUUUAAGCAUUAACAAACUUUGUUGAUCUAACUGAAUGUCAUCUUUUAGUAUUAAACUAGUAGUUUAUUUAAGACUGCUUAAACAUAAAUUAACUUCUUGAUGAAUUCGCUUUCAUUUAGUUCAUGAAAGAAGUUACAAAAAUUAACAUCUUCUCUUUUAUUCUUUUCUCUUGAACCAGUUGUACAUUUUGUAAAGUACAAACUUAAAAGACACAUAUUU
This is a messenger RNA of Ciona intestinalis (vase tunicate), 3505 nucleotides long. NCBI's taxonomy places the organism in Eukaryota, Metazoa, Chordata, Ascidiacea, Phlebobranchia, Cionidae. The record is from RefSeq and is a predicted model, not a curated record.